Styela clava is the source of this 662-nucleotide messenger RNA. The record is from RefSeq and is a predicted model, not a curated record. NCBI's taxonomy places the organism in Eukaryota, Metazoa, Chordata, Ascidiacea, Stolidobranchia, Styelidae.
AAGUACAAUCCAUCAGAUGAAGAUAUUUCGAGGUCCGAAGAGAGGAAUUUACCACUUUAAACAGAAUGACAUAGUCGAAGGUUUUAAUAGUUUUGUAGGUUCUGAGAAAAAGCAAAGCACGAUUCGCCAAGAAUCCGAAGAUAUAUCUCUAGAUGAUACUUUUUUUAUAACCGACUAUGAUAAUUUCUUCAUCCUGAUAUUGAAAUCCCACGCAGGUUGGACUGGUUAUGUAAAAGCAAGAACUCCUCAGAUCACUUCUGAUCAACUUCAAUUAAUCUCAGAUGUUUUGUAUGACAACGGAAUUGAAUCUCCAGUAAUGACCUUGAAAAAUGUAUGCCUUGGUAUGGAUAAUGAUGAAAAUGAUCCUGCAGCCGUUGUUCUCGUUUAAAUUUGAAACUCCUAGAUUGAACCAAAAAAUCUGUCAAUUUAAAUCACUUAAAUAUAUUUACACCGAAAAUACUAUAUAGAAAUUAAAUACUUAACUCCGUCAUUGUAACCCACCAUUUCGCCAUGUGGUCUAACUAAAUUGUGUAUUUUAUUUUUUUUUGGUUAUCACAAUAUGUGGAAGCCGCACAUUAUCGUUUUUGACCAAUAUAACCUUGUGCAUGCAUCCGUUAACAUCAUAUAUCUUAUCUUACUUGGGCGAAUAAACAUAUAUACUG